Molecule: messenger RNA, 1123 nt
Organism: Nilaparvata lugens (brown planthopper)
Lineage: Eukaryota; Metazoa; Arthropoda; Insecta; Hemiptera; Delphacidae
Product: ribonuclease Oy-like
Biological process (GO): RNA catabolic process
Cellular component (GO): extracellular region
Molecular function (GO): RNA binding; ribonuclease T2 activity
Source: RefSeq, a predicted model, not a curated record
GCCGUCGAAGCUGGGCCAAAUCGGACCGCAGUUUUGCAACAAGUCUGCCGUCUACAACGAGUCAACCGUGGAGGAUUUGCGCCUGACCUUGGACGAGUACUGGGCGGACAUAGAGGGCACAGGCGACGAGCGCUUCUGGGAGCACGAGUGGCUGAAGCACGGCACAUGCGCGAUGACUGAUCGCCUGCUGCGCACCGAACGCUCCUACUUCGAACAGGGCCUCGCCUGGAACAAGCAGUACAACGUGAAUGACAUGCUUAACGCCGCACAAGUGCGUCCCGGCGACAACAACCAGGCCUACAAUGUCACCGUCAUCGCCGACGCCAUACAAACCGCUACCGGCAAGGCGCCCCGCAUUCAGUGCAUUCAUGAUGUGAAAACCGGGCUGCCAUUCCUGUUUGAGGUGCGCAUCUGUUUUGACAAGAACCUGACACUGACCGACUGCUUUGGAACCCGGGCGAGCGACACGUGGAUGUACACAGCCGGCUCCACCCACAGGUGGCGUGGCGGAGGCGGCAUGGAGGUGAAAGAGUCCGCCAAAGUGGUGACCAACUGCCCGAUGGACAAGCCCAUCAUGUACCCUGGCAGUGUGCCGUCGCCCCACCGCAGGCGUGCCCUCUUUGAAGACGACCAGCCCCAAUUCUUCCUUGUCAGGUUUUACAAAACGUUGAAACUGCUUAUCUGGGCUACAUUAUAAGACAAUCUAACGUGUUCUAAACAUAUCUGGAGCUGUAUUCAGGAAUUUGAACAUGCGACUAUUUUAUGCUGGGUUGUGUCAACCGGGAUUAGCCGUGCGAUUAGUUGUGGUCCCUGGCCCCUCAAACGGUGAAAGCGAGCUGGUAUAGAUGGUACAGUCUCAAGAGUAAGGAUAAAAUUGCAGCGGCGUAAAGACAGCCGUGACUGAACCAUCCAUAGUAGUGUGACGGAAUUUUGUUUCUUGUACAUAUCAUUCCUUCUAUCUCUGCGUGCGCACUGUCCAAAGAUUAAUUGAGAAUAGAAUAGUAAAAUUACUUGAUGAUGGGAGGCAGGAAGUAGACUGAUCCAUGACCUCACCACAAACUUUUCAGUGAUCUAUCGCAUAUGGAGAUGGAAAGCCAGGACUCACAACUAAUUUUGUUUGAUG